AUGGAUUUUCCAAAUGUUUUGUUACAAAUCGAAAAGGCGUGUGCGGAUAUGCAGGUUCAAGCUACGCGAAUUGCUGGAGAAAAGAUUAUCAUGAGUUUUAAACAAAUGCCUGGGAAUUUGGAAGCAUGUAAAUACGUUCUUGUUAUAAUUAAACGUAGUCUGGAAGAUUAUCAUGAUGGAGAAAAACAUGCAGUUAUAACGGAUCUUCAAAGCUUUGUAUCAAUGGGAGGUUAUAGUCAAUUGAUUGGAAUAGGAUUAUCUAAUUCAUUAGUUGAUGAAUUUUCAUCAACGAAAGCGAGUAAUGUUGGACUUCCUUGGGAUUUUCAUAAGAAAAGCAAAGAUUUCUUUGAGAAUACAUAUUUAUUACCAAUAUUUGAACUUACACUUCGAGUAAAUGAUGCAAUUUUAGGACUUUCAUUAAGUUUAGCAGAAAAAAGUUUAUGUUGGGAUUUUUCAUAUAAAAAUGAUACAUUAUUAGCGGGUACAUUUGCUAAAGAAGGAAGUGACAUUAUAGAAGAAGAAUUAUUUAUUACUACUAAAACACGAUUACAUGGAGAUAUUUUUGAAUCCGAAGAACAAAUUAUUGAGUAUGUUAUUAUUAUGAAACAAGAAAUAUUGGAACUUAUUAAUAAUCUUUCAAAUAAUGUAGCAGAAAGACCAACUUCGACAUUAGAAUAUGGACCAGAUCUUUUAUCCAUCGCACAAAUGACACGUAGACUCUUAUGUACAAUUUCAUUACCAAUCUUAUGUAAAGUUCCGGAGAUUUCAACAUUUCUUCAUGAAGUUGCUCAAUUGAGUGCAACUUGUUUAAGAGAAAGUGUUGUUGUAAAAGAUAAUUAUGGUUACUUUAUUGAAGAUAGUUUUAGUACUUGGAGUUUAGAAGCAUUUGAUGAAUUAUUAAUUAUUUGGGUCAAAUUAGUUCAGUGUUCAUCACAUAAUGAAAUUCCUCAUCAUCAAAUUACAUCUAAUCAAGGAUUAAUAGCAUUUCUCGGAGAAGCGAGUUAUCAUAUUGCAGCGACUUAUAUUGAUACUCGUUUGGAGAUAGCAAAAUAUUCCACCAAUGACGAAGAGGAGGAAUCAAAUAAUUUUAAAGAUUGG
Diversispora eburnea is the source of this 1098-nucleotide messenger RNA. NCBI's taxonomy places the organism in Eukaryota, Fungi, Glomeromycota, Glomeromycetes, Diversisporales, Diversisporaceae. The record is from the annotation of a GenBank genome assembly.